Molecule: messenger RNA, 345 nt
Organism: Penicillium cinerascens
Lineage: Eukaryota; Fungi; Ascomycota; Eurotiomycetes; Eurotiales; Aspergillaceae
Exons: 1
Coding region: 1-345 (114 amino acids)
Source: RefSeq, a predicted model, not a curated record
AUGUUGGACGAGGCUGAGAUUACGACAGCCCAAGACCACCAGGAUCAACCAACGUUAAAUGCCUCACUGUUCGAGUCAGUACCUUACGACAUGCCCUCAAAUAUGCUUACCAGUUCGGAAACGUCGAGUGGAUCGCCGGCUACCGGCCUAUUCUCUCUACAAAGCGAACUUGGCGACGGCAGUAUCAAUUCCUCAUCUACAAGUGCCGUGUUCAGUGACUUCCAGAGCAAAGACGUCACAUCAACAUCCGAGAUGUUCAAUCAGGCCUCCAAAAUAGAUUUUGCUCCAUCUUUGUCAUACUCUCAUGUACAGCACCUGUCCCCAGCCACUAUGGAAAUGCUGUAA